Messenger RNA from Mercenaria mercenaria, 2811 nucleotides. RefSeq lists its product as uncharacterized. Bases 1164 to 2810 code for a protein of 548 amino acids. NCBI's taxonomy places the organism in Eukaryota, Metazoa, Mollusca, Bivalvia, Venerida, Veneridae. The record is from RefSeq and is a predicted model, not a curated record. The transcript is spliced from 5 exons.
UGCUGCAUGAAAGUACAUACCUAUAGCUAUUUCCAGAAAAAAAUCGCCGUCCGUAGGUGCUAAGGGAUUUUUUCUACGGACCGUUAAACUUUACGUAAAAAUUUUCAUUGUUACAUAGAAUUCGGAAUUUUUAACGGCGCUAACUGUACACCUUAGUGACGUCACUGGGUACAUGUCAAUAAGUUACAGCCGCCAUUUUUUUAAAACUCGAUGCAACCUUUGGUUUGAAUUGCCAUUUUCCAAAAAAAUUAUCGAGAUGUGAACAAAGUUCAGACUCUAGUUUCAUGCUAUGUGCCUACAGGAUGGAUUGGUGGUUGGAAACAAGUACAUUCAUGUUGCUGAAGAUCUUUUCAAGUUUGAUUACAAUGUAGACCUAUGGUGUGUGAAUGAAUUCCAGUUCACUGACAGUGUUUGUUUGGACCCUGCUAUUUAUAUCAUCUGGAUUUGUUCAGUUGUUCUAUGUUGAUCCAGGUGAUAUUUGUGGAGGUGAUGCUUACUCCAGCAUAAUGGCAGAACCAAUGGACAUAUCAUCAGAUGAUAAAAGCUGUCCUAUCUGCGACGAACUUUUAAAGAAUGGAUCGCCCACAGUUGUGAUACGUGAAAAGGGAGCAAUUAACAUCAACAGUGCCAGUGCACAGAGAAAUUCGAAUAUAACAGUGAAAUCUGGUGAUUCAGUUCACAGAGACUGUAGAAGGGAUUUUAUAGACUUGAGAAAUGUAAAGACAGAUAAUAGUGGAUAUGCAUGUGACUCUUUGACAACAAGAUCCAGUUGUACAACUUUCGAUUUUAAAUCUAAUUGUUUCUUCUGCACUCACAAAUGUAAUAAAAUAUGUAGUGAAGUCCACAGAGUCGAACAAUUUAAUUUUACUGCAACAAUAAAAGAGUUAUGUAAUAUAAGAAAUGACUCGUGGGGUAAUGAGGUUCAUGCUAGGUUGGUAUCAGUCCUUGAUUUGCAGGCUGCUGAAGCAAUUUACCAUUAAGUGUGCAAUGUAAACUUUUGUACUUUUAAGCAGGUGCCUGACAGGUUUGCAAAAGAUGAGAAAAGCAGGAAAUCACCAGGAAGACCACAGUGUACAGAAUUGCUGGAAGGAUUUAAAGAUGUCAUUAACUAUAUCGAAAGCAAUGAAGGGACAGCACUAUCAGUCAAAGAAUUAGUUCAAGUCAUGGAACAGACCUGUGGAGAGAGAGCCUACUCAAGUAAAUAUAUGAAAAAGAAAAUUAUUGAACAUUUUGGUGAUAUAAUUACAUUUGUUUCUACGCAAGGCCAAGAAGAUAAAAUCAUUAUGAAACAUACCGCAUCUGAUAUCUUAAGCAAAUUCACAAAAGAAAACUUUGGACUCUCAGAGGCAGAACAAAAACGUAAAAUUAUUUCAACAGCUGCAAAACUUAUUAAGUCCGAUAUUGCUGCUGUAGAUGCAUCAAAAACAUUUUAUCCUUCUGUUGGUACUGUCCAGUCUGCAGAAAGGAACAGAAAGUUACUACCAGACACAUUAGAUUUUCUACUGUCGUCAAUGUUUUCAGGAAAGGACACUGAGAUAAAGAUUGCAGCGAUUGGCCAGUCAAUUAUGCAAGCUUGUAGACCAAAGUCCUUAAUCGCACCAUUACAACUUGGUCUAGCAGUUCAGGUUCACCAUUUAUAUUCUUCAAGAUUUCUUGUAGAUGAACUUUACCAGAUGGGAUUUUCAUCUUCCUAUUCUGAGGUGCAACGUUUCCAGUCCAAUGCCGCUAUGUUAUUAAAUGCUGUAGUCGCAGGAUCUUUUCCAGGUCAGUUUCUUCAAUACGUUGCAGAUAAUGCAGACCACAAUGUAUGUACCUUAGAUGGCCAUGGAACAUUCCACGGUAUGGGUAUGGUUGCUUGCUCGUCACCAGGAUCAAAUGUUGAGUUACCAAUUCCGAGAGCAGAUAUGUCACUUACAGAUUUAUCUAGAAUAUCAAACAUUAAUAUCAAAUACUUCAAGGAUCCAGAUAAUGGUAUGUCCGACGAAUUUUAUUUUCGGGACAUAGGAUUUGGAACUGAAAUCUCAGAUACAUUGGUAUGCAGUCAGAAUCCAUUUGACACAUUCUUCAAAUUGAUUUGGCCUUUGAAAACAUCUAGACCAAACUGGUCAGGAUUUAUGCAGCUUUAUACAGAAUCUCAUGCUCAUCCAGGUAAAGCAAAUAUCAAAAUACUUCCCAUGAUAGACAUGAAUCCAAGUGAUUUAUCUUGUAUCAAUUCAACGCUCCACUUUGUAAAUGACCAGUGUAAGAAGUACGGUGUCACUCCUGUAUUGACGUUUGAUCAGCCAUUAUUCCAAAAGGCGACAUUUAUCAUCAGAUGUGAUCCUCUGUUGAAAAACAUAGUUUUACGACUAGGAGGCUUUCAUACAGAGAUGAGUUUCCUGGCCAGCAUAGGACACAUCAUGUCAUCCACUGGACUGCAAGAGGUACUUGAGACGAUUUAUGCUCCAAACGCGGUAAGACAUAUGUUAGCAGGUAAGGCUGUUCACAGAGCCAUACGAGGCCAUUUUCUAGUCGAUACCGCCCUGCACACUUUGCUGCUUUCAGAUGCCCUUGAGGUACCAUUGCCACUGAAGGAACCAAAUAUCUCUGAAAACGAAGACAGAACCUCUACCAAAGAAGAGUCUAGUGUGGAACUUGAAGAUGCGCCAGAGAUGCUUAAGCAGUUAAAGGAAAUGUACGAAAAUCUAGAAAAGAACAAGGUUUCCGUCAGUGACGUCUGUAGCUCUGAACUUCUCCAAGAAGUGUCACAAGUCCUAAAUUUGGAGAAAACAAAAUUAAAAAGUAACCGCACAGCAAGCCUAUGGCUGUAGU